AAUAGUUCGAUGGCGUAGAUUCUUCAUUCUUGAAAGUUGAAACAGGGGAUGACGAAAAUAUGAGCACAUUUUUUCACCCUUUACUUGUUUUCAGAGCUUUCUUCUUCCUUAAAGCUACCGUACGAGUUUCGACCACUUCCACAACGUAGUACCACAGGCAAAAUUCUCUGUCUCUAUCUCUCUCUCUCUCUGCGCGCAUGUGUGUGAAGAAGAUGGGGGAAGAGGCAGAGAUUGAUCGUUUACCCAUAGACCUUCUGGCUCAUAUCUUUGUUCUCAUCACUUCCUUCACUGAUUUGGCUCAGGCGAGAAGCGUGUGCAAGAAAUGGAAGCAGGGGGUGAAGCAGUCUCUGGCUCGGAGGGAGACUCUGAGCUUUGCUGGUUGGAGGAUGGACGAUGACUCCACAGCCCGCCUUGUUCGCCAUGCCUACAACCUCAAAGAGCUUGACAUUUCAAGGAGCCGUUGGGGUUGCCAAAUCAGUGACAAUGGACUAUGUCAAAUAUCUUUGGCAAAAUGUGUCAGCAACCUGACUUCCAUAUCUCUAUGGGGUAUGACAGGGAUCACAGACAAAGGUGUUGUUCAACUGAUAUCCAGAGCUAAUUCCUUGCAACACCUCAAUAUUGGAGGUACAUUUAUCACAGAUGAAUCUUUAUUCGCCAUUGCAAAUAACUGUCCACAUUUAAAGACUAUAGUCCUGUGGAGCUGCCGUCAUGUAACCGAGAGUGGUCUUCUUGUUCUUGUAAAUAAAUGUCGAAAGCUUGAAUCUAUCAAUGUAUGGGGGACCAGAGUUCCUGUUGACUGCUUCCUUGGUUUGCUUACCAUUAGUCCAGCCCUUCAGAUAAAAUCCAGACUGAUGUUAGAUGUUGGAAGCGCUUCUCUAUGGCCCGUUGUAUAAGUUUCCCCAUGUUGUGGUUGCUUUUCCAAUUGCUCUAAUGUACAGGUUGUUUUUAUUUGUUUCUUCAUCAAAAUGAUAAAUAUAUCAGCAAAAUAAGACACAGGUACCUUAUUGUCUCUGCGUCUGUAUUGUACAGUACACACGCAAUUGUAUUCUUUUGCGCUUGCCAUAAUUGGUAAAUUAAGUUCAUGAUUUCAUUUUAAA
Molecule: messenger RNA, 1097 nt
Organism: Quercus robur (English oak)
Lineage: Eukaryota; Viridiplantae; Streptophyta; Magnoliopsida; Fagales; Fagaceae
Product: F-box protein At5g67140
Exons: 5
Coding region: 198-893 (231 amino acids)
Biological process (GO): SCF-dependent proteasomal ubiquitin-dependent protein catabolic process
Cellular component (GO): SCF ubiquitin ligase complex
Molecular function (GO): protein binding
Source: RefSeq, a predicted model, not a curated record